Messenger RNA from Aspergillus fumigatus Af293, 909 nucleotides. Its product is annotated as SUR7/PalI family protein. NCBI's taxonomy places the organism in Eukaryota, Fungi, Ascomycota, Eurotiomycetes, Eurotiales, Aspergillaceae. Gene Ontology annotation, biological process: fungal-type cell wall organization. The record is from RefSeq and is a predicted model, not a curated record. Gene Ontology annotation, cellular component: plasma membrane; cell cortex of cell tip.
AUGUUUAUCCAGCAGAAGAACCGAAUGCCACACAAGACUAACUCCCGACAGGCCAAUCUCCAAAACCUAACCACUUCGUCAUCAGUAACAUCAGCGGUAAACUCCGCUCUCGAGUCAGCUGGCGUCGAUAUCUCGAGUACCGACCUGGCCAAGGCCCUCGACGAGGCACAAAAGCAACUCAAGAUCAAGGAUUUCUACGAUAUCGGUCUCUGGGGCUACUGCGACGGAGAUGUCACCAAUGGCAACUACAAGACCCAGAAUUGUUCCAAGCCCAAGGCCGAGUUUUACUUCAACCCUAUCACAAUCUGGCAACUCAACGAUACCGGUGUGGAGGACGUCCUGCCGAAAGAUCUGUCCAAGGCUUUGGAUGUCUACAAGAAUGUCUCCAAGUGGAUGUUCAUCGCCUACAUCGUUGCCUUUAUCGCGACCAUAGUCGAGCUUGUCGUCGGUCUCUUUGCCAUCUGCAGUCGCUGGGGUAGCUGCGUGACCAGCCUUGUCUCAGCUGUCUCCUUCCUCUUCAUCACCGCCGCCUCCGUCACAUCCACCGCCCUCUUCACCGUUCUGAAAGGCACCUUCAACUCGGCCCUCAAGGACUACGGUAUCAAGGGCUACAUGGGAAAGAACAUCUACAUUGCCACCUGGCUAGCGGUCGCCUUCUCCCUGGCCGGCAGCCUCUUCUGGAUCAUUUCCUCAUGCUGCUGCUCCGGCCGUUCCCCCUACCACGGCUCCAGCAAGACCCGCGGCGUCACCGCCGAAAAGGCACCUUAUACCUAUGAGCCUCUUGGUCCUCAGGCCAACCAGACCCCUGCUGCCUUUGGCAACACUUCGUACCCGCCUCCGGCUCAUGGUACCCAUGUUCCCAUGCAGAAUAUGAGGAACAACGCCUACGAGCCCUUCCGCCAUGUCUAA